Messenger RNA from Drosophila yakuba, 1687 nucleotides. It is a transcript of the gene Lst8, whose product is annotated as protein LST8 homolog. The transcript has 2 exons. The record is from RefSeq and is a predicted model, not a curated record. Gene Ontology annotation, cellular component: TORC1 complex; TORC2 complex. Gene Ontology annotation, biological process: TOR signaling; regulation of actin cytoskeleton organization. Bases 95 to 1036 code for a protein of 313 amino acids. NCBI's taxonomy places the organism in Eukaryota, Metazoa, Arthropoda, Insecta, Diptera, Drosophilidae. Gene Ontology annotation, molecular function: protein binding.
CGGCUAUCGAGGACCCAUGGACCGAUAGGUUUGGCCAAAUGAAAACAUUGCCGGAGAAAAAAGCGGAAAUUGUCAAUUAAUCCGUGAACACAGGAUGGGGGACCAACAGCAGCUGAUCCUGGCCACCGGCGGCUAUGACCACACAAUAAAGGUGUGGCAGGCGCACACGGGCAACUGCAUAAAGACAAUGAGAUUCGUGGAGACCUCGCAAGUGAAUGCGCUGGACAGGACGCCGGAUAAGACGCGUCUGGCGGCGUGCGGAUACCAGUGCAUCCGGCUGUACGACCUGGAGUCCAACUGCACCGCACCGGUGAUCAAUUUCGAUGGCGUGCAGAAGAAUGUGACGCGACUGGGCUUCCAGGAGGACGGCAACUGGAUGUUCACCGCCGGCGAGGAUCAUCACGUUAGGAUCUGGGACAUGAUCGCCGCACCGCCCCACUGCUCCCGCGUCUUCGACUGUGAGGCGCCGGUAAAUGCCGCCUGUUUGCAUCCCAAUCAGGUGGAGAUCGCCAUGGGCUCGCAGAAUGGCAGCGUCUUUCUGUGGGACGUCAAGUCGGAGCGACACGAACGCAUCGUGCCCGAGGUGGAUGCAUCCAUUCAGGAUGUGGCCAUCUCGCCGGAUGGCAGAUACCUGGCGGCGGCCAAUAACAAGGGCAACUGCUACAUCUGGUCGCUGACCAGUCAGGAUCAAAAGAUGAGCACGCUGCGGCCGACCAAGAAAAUUCCGGCACACUCUCGCUACAUACUGCGCUGCAAAUUUAGCCCGGAUUCCAGGCUCCUGCUAACGACCUCGGGCGAUGGUACGGUGGGCAUUUGGAAGACGGAUGACUUCACCAAAUGGCGUGAGCUGUGCAUCGAGAACUACUGGGUGUGGGAUGCCGCCUUUAGCGCCGAUUCCAAGUGGCUGUUCACCGCCUCAUCCGACGGCAUUGCACGGCUGUGGAAGCUGCAAACGAAGAGUCCCAUCAGGGACUAUACCGGUCACACCAAGGCCAUCACUGCCCUGUCCUUCAAGGACGAGAUCGUGGGCAAAUAGUAGUAGUUGUAGUAGUUGCUAGCCGCCGCUAGAAUCUAGGCAAUUCGUAAGCUUUGUGACCAACGUGUCACCAUCGACAGUUUCCUGCUAAGUUGAUUGUCUCCCGUUGGGCGGCGUUUUGGCGGAUUUUCCUGUGGGUUUCCCAAACAGCAGUACAGCUGCUGAAUGAUUGAUCUACCAAGGUCCCAAUAAUUCAGUCAUUCUAAUAAUUAGCUGGCUAAAAUCCACACACAAUUAAUGGCAUUUAAAUACUAAAGUGAGUAGCCACCAAUUUAAAUAUCUAUUAAGCAUCAGGGAUUUUUAGUUUCUACCCUUUCGUUAAGCUCAAAGUUUUGGUUUAGUUUACGUUUCCAAUUGGAUAAAUGAAAAUGUAAUUCAUAGUGUCAAGAGUUAUAUUUGAAAAACUGCCAGCAAUGCUAUUGCUAUCUUAACACCGUAAAAUCAGCAAGUAUCUCAGACUUACAACGAACACUGGAGAUCGAUUAUCCCACACAAACCGCCAACCCGCCCGAGACAAUCCGCAAGGAACAAGCAAUUUGGCAUUUUUUGAGGGCAGUAGCAAGUAGGGAUAGUAGCGAUGACUCCGUAUAGGCAACACAGCAACCAGAACUGAAGCAUCAACAAAAAAAAAAAAAAAAACAACACCCACAA